Messenger RNA from Pistacia vera, 1928 nucleotides. Its product is annotated as putative disease resistance protein RGA3. The record is from RefSeq and is a predicted model, not a curated record. Gene Ontology annotation, molecular function: ADP binding. Lineage: Eukaryota; Viridiplantae; Streptophyta; Magnoliopsida; Sapindales; Anacardiaceae. Gene Ontology annotation, biological process: defense response to other organism.
AUCAUUUCUGUAUGAAAUUGCAGCUAACGUUUUGAUGAAAACAGGGUCUCUUGCUUACAGAGAACUGAGCUUGUCAUGUGGUAUUGAAAGCGAUUUAAGAAAGCUGGAAGAGACCUUGUCCAUCAUCAAAGCUGUGCUCUUGGAUGCUGAGGUUCAGCAGUCACAGAAUCAUGAGAUCCGUAUUUGACUUGGGAAGCUUAAAGAUAUCUUUUAUGAUGCUGAGGAUGUAUUGGAUGAAGUUGAAUGUGAUGCUCUGAGGAGACAAGUAGUGAAAGCAACACAAGGGAUCUUAUGGAGGUCCAUAAGCAAGGUAAGUACCUUCUUUUCAAAUUCUAAUCCUGUUGCAUUUCGUUACAGAAUUGGUCAUAGAAUGAAGGAGAUUGGAGAGAGGCAUGGCAGCAGAUAAGUCUAAAUUUCAGCUAACUGAGCGUGUGAGUGUUGAUUCUAGGUAUGUUUUUCCUCGGGAGAGAGUGAUGACUCACUCCUUUGUUCAUUCUUCUAAUGUUAUUGGAAGAGAUAGCGACAAAGAAAAUAUCAUAAAUUUUUUGUUGGAGCUUUGUGAUUUGGGAAAUGUUCCCCUUGUUCCUAUAGUUGGAAUAGGAGGUUUGGGCAAAACCACUCUUGCUAGAAUGGUGUACAAUGAUGAGAAAGUGAAUAGACACUUUUCUUUAAAAAUGUGGGUAUGUGUGUCAGAGGAUUUUAAUGUUACCAGGUUGAUGAAAGAAAUUAUUGAUUCUGCAACUGGUGAAUAUUGUACUAAGUUAACAGCUGAUCAGUUGCAAGCCCGCUUGAGAAAAACUUUGGGGAAAACUUUGGGUGGUAAGAAGUUUUUACUCAUUUUAGAUGAUGUAUGGAACGAAGAUCGAGUAAAAUGGAUUGAAUUGAGAGAAUUGUUGAUGGGUGGUGCAAAUGGAAGUAAGAUUAUUGUCACAACACGCAGUAAUCAAGUUGCAUCAAUUAUUGGCACUGUUCCUCCUUAUGUCUUAAGGGGUCUUCCCCAUGAGGAUUGUUUGUUUUUAUUUUUGAAAUGGGCAUUUGUAGAUGGAGAAGAGAAAAGGUAUUCAAACCUUGUCAAAAUUGGUGAUGGAAUUGUGAGAAAGUGUGGAGGGGUUCCUCUGGCGGUGAGAACUUUAGGAAGCCUACUUUAUGCCAAAACUGAUGAAAAUGAUUGGCUAUUCAUAAAAGACAACGAUAUAUGGAGGCUUGAACAGGGAGAGAAUGGCAUCCUUCCAGUAUUGAAAUUGAGUUAUGAUUAUUUGCCGUCUUACUUGCAAUGUUGUUUUGCAUAUUGUUCCUUAUUUCCGAAGGAUUAUUGUUUUGACAGCAGAUAUUUGGUCUAUUAUUGGAUGGCACUUGGACUACUUUUUAUCCCAAAUGACAAUGAAUUGUUGGAAGAUGUCAGGCUGCGGUAUUUGAAGGAGUUAUUAUCAAGGUGUUUCUUUCAAGAUGUUGAGGACUAUGGUUUUUAUUUUACUUUUAAAAUGCAUGACCUUCUACAUGAUCUUUCAGUAUUAGUAGCACGAAGAGAGUGCUUAACGGUAAAUUUUAAGACCCAAAAUGUUGAUAUAAGAGUUCGACAUUUCUCAUUGAUUGAUAAUCCUUUCAAUAAUCAAGAAGAUCCAAAUUUAUUAAAUAAUGCAAGGAGUGUCCGGACUUUUUUUCUCCUAAGGGAAAAUGAUUUUUUCACGGAAUCUUUUCUUAGUAGAUGCUUAUCAAGAUUUAAAUACUUCCGAUUGCUAAGCUUAAGCUCUAUACUUCGUGAUGUGUUACCAGAUUCUGUCGGUACAUUGAAACAUCUGAGAUAUCUCGACCUUUCUCAUAAUUUUUUUUUUGGCAGAACUCCCCGAAUCUAUUUGUCAGCUUCACAAUUUGCAAACCUUAAGACUUGUUGGUUUUUCAAUGCUGUAUAGGUUCCCUUACAAUAUGAA